Cylicocyclus nassatus is the source of this 633-nucleotide messenger RNA. Lineage: Eukaryota; Metazoa; Nematoda; Chromadorea; Rhabditida; Strongylidae. The record is from the annotation of a GenBank genome assembly.
AUGCGUUACGAAGUAGAGCAAGAUCUAUUGUCGUGGGAACACUUUGUAUUCGCUGCAGCGACUAUAAUUACUGUACCACUAUAUCUGCUAAUACUGUGGGUUAUUUGGUGGAGACCGAAGCUAACUCUCUUCCAUGUUCUGAUGCUAUCACAAGGCAUAGCUGAUAUCAUCUUCUUACUCAGCUACAACUUCUUCGUUACACUUCGUCUCACUAUGAUAUGUUAUAACUUCUUCUGGCGAUAUAGACGAUUUCUUGCCAACAUAAUGACGGAAAUUCCAGUUGCUGUAUUCGUAAUAGUUCACUGGUUCAGUGCUCUUCUAGUGACUGCACCUCUUCUUACCUCAUUCGAUGCUACUUACCUUCCGGAUAUGAACUCGGAUAUUCCAACGGACGACUUAUCGCUUGCCAACUUGAUCUCAGUCAUCUCUGUUGUAGUACUAUUUGUAAUCUGUGCAUUUUGCUAUGUUCUCGUACUCUUGCAUAUGCUACGAAGCAAAGUGUCUGUGAAUACAACUAAACAGAACGAGAUACGCCUCAGUAUUCAAGUUGCUGGUUUAAUGAUUGCAUUCGUAUUGGUUUUUAUUUAUAAUGUUGGUCAAUAUAUAAUUCUUCAAAGUGAAAUGGUAGGUUGA